Molecule: messenger RNA, 3411 nt
Organism: Rana temporaria (common frog)
Lineage: Eukaryota; Metazoa; Chordata; Amphibia; Anura; Ranidae
Gene: RHOBTB2
Product: Rho related BTB domain containing 2
Exons: 10
Coding region: 719-2791 (690 amino acids)
Biological process (GO): small GTPase-mediated signal transduction
Molecular function (GO): protein binding; GTP binding; GTPase activity
Source: RefSeq, a predicted model, not a curated record
GCAGAAUUGGGGCUGAUUUCCAUUUGUGGGGUAUUAGCGGUGUACCUGUAUUUGUGUAUUUAUAACCGUAUCUUAUAUCUUUACUGUAUUGCAUUCCAUUUUCCUGAAUUGCCCCUUUUGUGCAGAACUGAACUUUGAUCUCGGGUCUUAUGACUGCGGCCUGAUUUCCACAGAUGUCUGACUGCAGUUAAGGAAUAAUCAAAGAUUAAUUUUUAACAUGGCUUCUUGCCCUAGAGAUACGGCACUUCAAAGUGUGUUAUGUCCUGAUUUCCAGUAAUUGGGUUGUAGCACCGAUCGUCGCGUUAUAGAUGCGGCAGGCUUUUUAUUUGUCCCACUUAAAGUAAAGCAAUAAUGUGCAUUAAAUAAGAACCGUUGUUUCCUUAAAGUAAAUCUGUACUGGCAUUGUAGAGAAGUAGAGAUUGCCUUUGACUUCUGAAAUUUACCUGGAACAAGGAGGCAGCCAGUGAAGUAAGAGGAAGGUCAGAGCUAUUAAAGCCUUUGGAUCAGCAUAACAACCUUGUGAUUAGUAUUUUAAAAGGGAGAGCCACUCCUGCAGACUCCUCUGGACUGCUAGACUGGUCCUUGCAGCCUCUUCUUUCCUAUGCUGCAGAAGUAUAAGGUCCUUUCACAUCAUUGGGACUGAUGCAGGAACCAUAGCCCUACAUGGGAUGUGAGGACACCGACGCACAAUCUAUCACCUAAGCCAGGGGAGCAGAAGAUGGGAUCCCAGCUGUUGGACACGGAUAUGGAUUAUGAGCGUCCCAAUGUUGAGACGAUAAAGUGUGUAGUAGUUGGAGACAACGCUGUUGGAAAGACACGCCUCAUCUGUGCAAGAGCAUGCAAUGCCACUCUUACUCAAUAUCAACUCCUUGCUACACAUGUGCCAACUGUGUGGGCCAUAGAUCAAUAUCGUGUGUGCCAGGAGGUAUUGGAACGUUCCCGGGAUGUGGUUGAUGAUGUCAGUGUGUCCCUCAGGCUUUGGGACACAUUUGGAGACCAUCAUAAAGACCGGCGGUUUGCUUAUGGAAGGUCUGAUGUGGUCGUUCUCUGUUUCUCAAUUGCCAACCCCAAUUCCCUCCAGCAUGUUCAAUCUAUGUGGUACCCAGAAAUAAAGCACUUCUGUCCCCGUGCCCCUGUUAUUUUGGUUGGAUGUCAGUUGGACCUGCGCUACGCCGAUUUGGAAGCUGUGAAUCGUGCCCGCCGCCCUUUAGCCAGGCCAAUCCGCGCUCAGGAGAUUCUUCCACCUGAGAAAGGUCGGGAAGUAGCAAAAGAGCUGGGCAUUCCAUACUAUGAAACUAGUGUGGUUGCCCAGUGUGGCAUCAAGGAGGUUUUUGAUAAUGCCAUCCGAUCAGCACUCAUCUCCCGCCGCCAUUUACAAUUUUGGAAGUCACAUUUACGAAGUGUCCGUAAACCUCUACCACAGGCUCCUUUUCUUCCUCCACGGCCUCCUCCACCCGUUAUUAUUGUUCCAGAUCCCCCAGCACAAAGUGAGGAUCAUCCUGGGCACCUUCUGGAGGAGGCUUCUUGUGCCGAUGUGGUGCUGGUGGUCCAAGAAAGGAUUCGUAUCUAUGCCCACCGCAUCUACCUCUCCACUGCUUCCUCCAAAUUCUGUGACCUUUUCCUCAUGGAAGAUGGAGACCCACCUGCCCAAGCCAGGGACCCCCUUCUACGUGCCUCUAGCUUUGACGCUUGUGAGGCUUCAGGAGAAACUGAGGGAGGUGGAAUAAGAACCUCAGCCAGUGAUGGUACAUUGGGCAGGGAAGGGGACAGAGACUUAUCAGGAUGGAGCAGGGCCUUUGAAAGCAUACGGAGUGGAGUUCCAGAAGAGCCGCCUGGGUACAGGGCCAGAAAAGUGACUAUUGUAAAGAUGGACAGCUCAGUAAGGUCUGGACCAUUCAGAGCAGUGCUUAAAUAUUUAUACACUGGGCGACUGGAUGAACGGGAACCAGAGCUUAUGGAAGUUGCCCAUAUUGCAGAACUGCUGGAGGUGUUUGACCUGCGAAUGAUGGUGGCUAACAUUCUGAAUAGAGAGGCAUUCAUGAACCAAGAAAUCACCAGGGCGUUCCAUGUCAGGAGGAGCAAUCGCAUCAAGGAGUGUCUAGCAAAGGGGAUCUUCUCUGAUGUCACUUUCGUGUUGGAUGACGGAAGUAUAAAGGCCCACAAGCCUCUGCUGAUCUCCGGCUGUGAUUGGAUGGCAGCCAUGUUUGGAGGCCCCUUUUUGGAGAGCGGCACGGCUGAGGUGGUGCUCCCCUAUACCUCUAAGGCCAGUAUGCGUGCAGUGCUCGAGUAUCUCUACACUGGGCAGUUCACCGCAGGAUCUGAUCUUGACCCACUGGACCUCGUCAUACUGGGAAACAGGCUUUGCCUGCCACAUUUAGUAGCUCUGACCGAGAAACACACAGUGUCGAUGAUGAUGGAUGCCUCUCUGAAUCACAAGGACAUAGAUGGAGACGCUCUUAUGUUACUGGAGGCUGCUCAGUUCCAUGGGGCUCAGCAGUUGGCAGCCUGGUGUUUACAUCACAUCUCUACAAACUACAACCGUGUUUGCAGAAAAUUCCCCCGAGAAAUUAAACUCGUCUCCCCAGAGAAUCAGCAGAUUCUAGAGACUCAGCGAUGGCCCCCCGUUUGGUACCUUAAGGAGGAAGACCACUUUCAGAGAGCUGAGAGAGAACGUGAGAAGGAGACAGCUCUGCACCAGAAGAGACAGCCCAAGAGACGCUGGUUGUUCUGGAACAGCUCCAAUACAGAAUCCCCAGCAUCCUCUACUACUUCCUCCUCCGCGGUGGGUUAGGGCCUGCUACCGCGGCUCCAUUAUCUCCCUCUGGCAGCUAUGAGUUCAAGCUGGGAUGAGAGCUCCUGUGUCUAAUUCCGAGUGAUUGUGAACAAUUUUCUCCUGCUAAAUACAUGGGGACAUUUAUACAAUACAUAUCUCUGGAUUUAACUAACAUAAGUCUUAUCUGUAAAUAGAAUGCCUGAGCAAUGCAACCACAGCUAGAUUAUCAGGAAUGUUCCCCUUCCAAUACACACACCUUACAUUAUCUGUAUUACAAUGUCACUUUUCCCAGAUUAACCCGAUUUGCACAGUAUCAUCACUUGUCUGUAUAGACCAAAGUGGAGAAGGCAAGUCCCAAUCAAACACAUCUGAUAAAAGCUGAUCGCCCAACCACUCCAGAGACCUAUUGUGAUUACAAAUGACAUACAACAAGCCUUAAUUGCAAUUUAGCAGUGUAAAUCCUUUUAGAUUCUUUUAAAAUGUGAGAUGUACAAAACGAUGAAGCAGAGUUUUGGGGUGCCGUUCUCCUUCAUCAGAUGCCCACCACCAUCAUUUUUAUCUUUUUAGCCCACAAACCAUAAGUAUAAGGUUAUAUUUCUAUAGUUAACUUAGAAAGAUAAAACUUUGCAACAAUUUCA